Molecule: messenger RNA, 1258 nt
Organism: Lucilia cuprina (Australian sheep blowfly)
Lineage: Eukaryota; Metazoa; Arthropoda; Insecta; Diptera; Calliphoridae
Exons: 3
Coding region: 1-1215 (404 amino acids)
Source: RefSeq, a predicted model, not a curated record
AUGCAGAAAUUAAAAUCAAAAGUAUUUGAAAAAUUUCAAAUUGAAAACAAAAUGCAAAAUGUCAAAGCCCUGCCCAGGAAUCCGGCAUUUCAAACGGGUGUUGCUGCUUUAAUAUCGGUGGGAUUAUUAUCAUGGAUACACAUACGACCCUUGGGCCUGAUAUUUUUGGUGAUAUUUGGAUUUUGGUUCUAUAAAAAUCGCUGUAAUCUACGCAUACAAAUACCACCGGAAUUAGAAAAACACCUGCAAUUGGUGCAACAACGUAUUAUCGAAUUUAGACAAACUAAACCAACAAUGUUUUGUGCCAUAGCUUCAGGUUGUUUGGCAGCAUUGGCUGUAGUGGGUCACUUGGUAUCCGGGUCCAUGGUGGUAUUGACGGGUUUAAUAGUAGCGGCCAUAAUAUCAACAAAAUACAAUUUUAAAAUAAUUAAAAUUGAACCAAAAGAUCUAGAUUUUGCCUGGUCCGAAAAGUUACAGCAACAAGACUAUGAACUAGAUGAUGAAUUUAUGCCCGAGGUAAAUGAAAGUAAUUUAUUUGUUUUGGAAAGAGCUAGUGAUUUGGCCUCUCUAACAUUACCAACCGAGGAUGGCGAAAAUGAUGAGGAUAAAAGUGAUGAAAUACCUUCAGAACUCUUGAUACCAGAUUCUAUACCAGAAAUCGAUGAAAAUUCCACAGACGAUGAACAAGAUGAUUUACUGCCCGUGGUGCAGGUCUCGAAAUCAGAGACACACAUUAAGAACUCCCUACCCGCCUCAGAUGCGUCAGUUAAAUACUCACAGUCUGAAGAUACUAUAGAAUUUAAAAAGGGUCACUUUAAGCGUGACUCCUCACUAUCGACCACUUCUUCAUCGUCGGAGGAAAGUCUUUCGAAAGGCCUACAAUUCCCCGAUCACACCGCCGUUGAUGGUCCCUCAAAGUCUAGGACUUCAACAUCGACAGUGGUGGCCAGACCUGGUGCAGCGGGGCAGCUCGAGGCUAACGAUUUAGUGGCCAUGGCUGUUAAGUCUCAAACUCAAGCUUUUCUGGCCAAUAGCAGUAAACUUAUACCUACCCUUAUGUCGGGUUUGGUUCAGGGAGUUUUGGGUGUGGGUGCUGGAGGUUUGUCCACACAAAAUGCUCCUAUACACGAUUCUACACACAGACGUCUUGUCACCGCUUUAGAUUCAUCCGAUGAGAGUGAUUUUGAGAUAUUAGAAGAAGAAGAUUGUCAAUAAUUUGUAUUAGGUGGUCGCAACCAAAAGAAAUUUAAAAUAGAAA